Poecilia reticulata (guppy) is the source of this 1125-nucleotide messenger RNA. RefSeq names its product PTTG1 interacting protein b (gene pttg1ipb). Gene Ontology annotation, biological process: protein import into nucleus. NCBI's taxonomy places the organism in Eukaryota, Metazoa, Chordata, Actinopteri, Cyprinodontiformes, Poeciliidae. The record is from RefSeq and is a predicted model, not a curated record. Gene Ontology annotation, cellular component: cytoplasm; nucleus.
GCUGCUCAUGACGUCCACCAUCGUAAAGCAGACGUCCAGCCUUCACUUUUCACAAACGCCUUUUUUCUUCUCCACUGCUUCCCACUGGUGGCACCAUGUUCGGGUUUUCAACCUCACCCUCCUCUGCUUUUGCUUUAUUUUUUAACAUCUGUGUCAUUAUUGUUUUCAUCGCUGCAGCAGAGGCGCAGACACCGUCCCCGGCUCCGGCUCCUUGUAGCCUGAAAUCCAACAGCAGUUGUGAUGAAUGUCUGCAGAAUGUGGCAUGCUUGUGGUGCUCUUCCACCCAACAAUGCAUCGACUACCCAGUGAAGAACAUCCUGCCCCCCAGCAGCGUUUGCCAUCUGAAUGAUGCACGAUGGGGGGUGUGUUGGGUCAACUUCCAGAUAUUGAUCAUCACGAUGUCGGUACUGGCCGGAGUCAUCAUCAUCGCCGUUCUCGUCUGCUGCUUCUGCUGCUGCAAGUGUGAGAGGAUUGGAAACAAAAGAGAAGAAGCUCAGGUGGAGAGACAGACCCGAGCGAGGAAGGCCCGUCAGAAAGCCAGGAAAACGGAGAUCCAGCUGAGGCAUGAUGAAAUAAGACAGAAAUAUGGCAUAGCGAAGGAAAAUCCUUACGCCCGCAUGGAUGAUCAUUAGGAGGAAUGUCAGUGAAGAGGAUCUUUUUGAUGCCAGUAACAAUGAGAUACAGUCAUAUGAGUACCUAUCGAUAAACUGUGAUCUUCCAGAUUAAUUUCAGUGUGACCGAGCUAAAAAUAAAAACCUUGUCUUCACUUAACACUUGCUUCACAAACAAAGGCCCCCUAAUGUCUGAUUAAAAGGUUUGUUCAACUAAUAUGCUUUUCUGUGCAUGUGUAAAACAAGCUGUAAGGCACAGUGUUGUCACCCAAGAUGAGCUUAAACAUUGAUAUUGAAGGAUUUUACAGACAUUGCAGUGUUGUAACGGCUCUGCUUUCAUUCUGCAUCAGCAUGACUGUGGUCUGAACUAAAGGGUCUCUAACAGGUUUUUAUUUUGUCUGUUUUUGAACUUUAUUAGAUUAGUUUUAAAAUGUAUCAGAGUCUUUUAAUGAUGUGAUUCAUCAGAUCUCUGUGUAGGUAAUAAUGCAUUUGAAAAUAAAAACAAUAAACAAUU